Cheilinus undulatus (humphead wrasse) is the source of this 1380-nucleotide messenger RNA. Its product is annotated as ras-related protein Rab-11B-like. The transcript is spliced from 5 exons. Gene Ontology annotation, cellular component: recycling endosome. Bases 185 to 841 code for a protein of 218 amino acids. Gene Ontology annotation, biological process: regulated exocytosis; constitutive secretory pathway. Gene Ontology annotation, molecular function: GTPase activity; GTP binding. The record is from RefSeq and is a predicted model, not a curated record. NCBI's taxonomy places the organism in Eukaryota, Metazoa, Chordata, Actinopteri, Labriformes, Labridae.
UGCAGAGUUUGGAGCUGUGCUCUUCUGCGGCCAGCAGCAGCAGCUCGCCUUGACAGCCAAAACUGGCGCAGAGUCUCAGCUCAAACCUCAACCAUUCUUCUUUUCUGAAACAAAACGACAAUUCAUACUUAUACUUUUUACACAUCCUCUUCCGGAGACAAGCGCUGGAGCGGCCUCGUCUAGAAUGGGGAACCGAGACGAUGAAUACGAUUUCUUGUUCAAAGUUGUGUUAAUCGGGGACUCGGGCGUAGGGAAGAGCAACCUGCUCUCUCGAUUCACACGAAAUGAGUUCAACCUAGAGAGUAAAAGCACCAUUGGGGUGGAGUUUGCCACGCGCAGCAUCCAGGUGGACGGCAAGACGAUAAAGGCUCAGAUCUGGGAUACAGCGGGACAGGAGCGCUACAGAGCCAUCACCUCAGCAUACUACAGAGGAGCGGUGGGAGCGCUCUUAGUGUACGACAUAGCCAAACACCUGACCUAUGAGAACGUGGAGCGCUGGCUGAAGGAGCUGAGGGACCACGCCGACAACAACAUCGUCAUCAUGCUGGUGGGAAACAAGAGUGACCUGCGCCACCUCAGGGCUGUGCCCACGGACGAGGCCCGCGCUUUUGCAGAGAAGAACAAUCUGUCAUUCAUAGAAACUUCUGCCUUGGACUCAACAAACGUUGAAGAAGCCUUUAAGAAUAUUCUUACAGAAAUCUACCGCAUCGUUUCGCAGAAACAGAUCGCUGAGCGGUCUGCCCAUGACGAGUCCCCAGGAAACAACGUGGUGGACAUUAGCGUGCCCCCCACCACGGACGGCCAGAGGGGGAGCAAACUGCAGUGCUGUCAGAACCUGUAACCCCCGGCAACCGUCCCUCUUCCACCUGGGUCAAUUAUUAAUUGAAAUUCUCAGUGUUGGUAUGCUUCCAUCUGCCUGGCGUGCAAUGUUGUCUGAAUCUGCACUUUUUGGAUCAGUGCAGUCGGUAAUAUUGUGCCACAAAUGAUCAAUCCCAUAAAGUUUGAACAGAUUUCAAAUUUUAAUCUGACCCAGGAACAGUCUGCUAUAUCCAAGUGCAAAAACAUGACUGAUGGUACCACAGUUACCCCAUGCUAGAGGAGCAGAUAAACUUUGCCUGAGACCUUGUAAGCAUAGACAUGUCCGUAAUAGACAGUUAUUGCCACGUGUUGGAGGCCUGGCUUUGAAUUCUGCUAGUUUUAGUCUUACCAGCAGUCCUGUUUUUGUCCCUCCUUCUCCAGUCAUCAUCUCAAAAGUGGUUGUGACGCUGCUAAUGCUUAUUUCAUUUUGUGUAAAAUAUAUUCUUUUUUUGUUUUGAUUUUGAUAGCUUGUCUGCUCACAUACAUUAUAUUAAUGCCAUGAAAUUAAAUUUUACAAUAUUA